AUGCACAGGACUGCAUCAUCAGAGUCCUUCUCCUCGGUUGGGAAUGAGAAAAAAGAUUUUGGAAAUCCUCCGCGAAGAGCAACAAGGAGAUCAUCUAUCGGAGAUCGUGCGUGGCCACCACAGCCAAAAGGAACGGACAUGUCAUCAAGCAGCCAUGAUAACUCAAAGCCCAAACAAAAGCCGCAGCAUAUGCUUACCGGAUUUAUCACUCCUGGAGCUCGGAGUGGAGGAAAACAGAAGCUGAAGGUGACAGCACCGAUGUCAGCCAAUCCGAGGCUGAACACCUUACUUUCGCCGAAGACACCAGGCCACCACAGUCGACGAAGAGCAUCAGCGAAGCUGAAAAUGCUGUGGCCUGCACUGGACGAGACAGAAUAUAGCAAAACUGCAGCCAUAUCCCCUGUAUCUCGCCGCGUAUCAUCCCCGGUACCUCGCCGCGUACUGUCCCCUUUCCAAAGUCCACCGACGAUCAGGGAGCCCACUCAGAAGAGAAUGUCGGAAAGUCCUGCACGCGACCUUGGGACGCCGCUUCUUUCAGCUACAGGAAAACGACGUACCCUCAAGGGUGUAUGGCCUCCGCCAAAUAUGAAACAAGAUACCGAUAAGAAAAACUCGGUCAACACACCGAAACUUGGAAUCACAAAAAAUCGAAAGUCAAUGUUCAACAGGAGCAGCACAUUUGGAAGUGCUGAUGGGGACACUGAAAAAAGGAACCAAACCCUAAGUCCGCUGAAGCCAAUCUCAGCCCAUACAGCAGUGUCAGCAUCUACGACAUCUUCGUCAAACGAUGAUUGGGCGUCAGUGUCAGACUUUAAUGACAGAAUUUCAGAAAGCGCUACCAGUACACCCACGCAACAACCGUCUUCAGUAUCAUCCAAAAAAGUAGACCCGGAUAGCAUGAACAUGUCGCUGGUUUUAGUUUCAGAAUCCUCCGAGCACGAUGCCGGCAGCAGUUAUCACAGCGGAAUUCAUAGCAUCACAGGCAACGGAAAAUCCUACAUACAUUCCUGGGAUUUGUGGACAGAACAAGAAAACGAGUCCGACGAUGGAGGUGACAGCCCGCUUGUAACGCCGACUCGUGACGCCAUUCCUCUGGAAACAAAGACUGAUUUUCCCACUAUACCGAAAGCACCAGAUUUGGUGAUGUCACCACCGAAUGACAUACCGGGACCUCAAAGUUCUACACCAAACACAACUGAUUCUGGUCGACAGAAACUGCAUCUUCCUUCCGAGGGGAUCGCUUCUGUAGCUACAAGUAUUGAAAACAAUGAACCAGUCACCAAAGAUGCAGAACUUUUGAAUCCGAAAAACGACAGUGCCAUCAAACCAACAAUUGGUCGCCCUCCAACUGAAUUUUCAUCGGAAGAGACCAAUAAUCUGGCAAAAAUGGAUGCUAAAUCGCCGGCACAAAAAUCUCAAACAAGACCUUCUCUUUUACCACCAGAAGAGUCUUCGACGCAAUUGAAGGAAGGUGCUGCUCCUGCUGACAACGACAAUCUUUCGACGCCAUCGCCACAACAUUGUAGCGAUGAAAAUUUGCAAUCUUCUGACGAUGAGUCAGUUUGGUCAUCUGAAGACGGUGACCGCAGCGUUGAUGAAGCCAGUGUGGAAGACAAAUAUGACCAGGCAUCGGAUGGCUCCCCGACAAGUCCCACGACCGACUCCAUAGGUUCACUGAGCCCAACAGAAAUCGAUGAAGAAGAACUUGGACCACCUAGAUUUAUAGUACCACUGGAACAAAAACCACUGCCGCCAAAGACGCGGGUCAUUCGCAAAACUUCGCGCACUGAGUAUAGAAUCCGGUGGGACGGUCCUACCACCCUAGACCUUGGCGCUUGUUAUCCAUUGGUUAGUAUUCCGGAAGUAGACGAUUUACCAGAGCAAGACGACCGAUUUAAAAAAAGUCAAACUGAUGGAGGUAUUGCUAUGCCUAUGCGGUCUGGGCGAUCUAUUGACGGAGACUCUAUGUCUAUUGAUAGUAUCCUUAGUGGUGAUGGUACGAUCGAUUCUGAUGACAAGUCGGAGUCUUCAUCGCACAGCCGACCAAGCAUUCAUAUGCGACAUGCCGAAGGCGAUGAAAAAGAAGACGAGGAUUCCAAGUGGAAGUUGAAACGGGUUUGGAAUCGUGAAGAAAUGGAUGGACAAGAGAAAGAACAUACUGUACAACGUAAAGAGGUCAUGCCGUCAGUGAAGGAACUUUGUGGAGUUCCUGCAAACAUUGACUUAAAUGAUAUGGACAAUGGAAAGCCCUGGGUGAUACAAAGGGUAAACUUUAUCGAUGACACAGAAAUAGACUGCGAAGAUGAAGAAGUUUUCACUGCAGAUGGAAUGUUGAAGGAGAUGGAGAUGAUUACCAGCAGAAUUGAUUUCAUCAGAGAAAAACAGAAAGCUCCUGCCGGGGAUCCGAAUACAUCAAAAGACAAGACUACGGAUGCAGAAAAGGCUGAAGAGAAAGCUGAAACGAUAGAAUUGAAUCCAGCGGAGAAGAAACUCGAGUGCCCCAUUGACAAGAAGAGGGUUUUGGAUGUCAUGGCUAAUAGUAAGGAUACAUCAGCGGUGACAGCUACGGCCAAAGAAGCUAGAGAUAGCACUCGAGAAUCUCUACAACCUCUUCCAAGACUAAUUCUACCCAAUGGUCAAAAGCUUCCCUCUGCUAAGAGAAAGAAAGGUAGACGCACGAACUAUCAACUUCGGUACGAUGGGCCAUCAAUGUUACGAGUUACAGAAUUGUUUAGCAUUCCUGAAGAAGAUAGACGAUUCAACGAGACAAAGGUUGUUGACAAAUCGAUGAUGCCAAGGCCUGUUAGGCGGGGUUCGGGGCGUAAGAGUGCAUUUGGCACAUCAGGGGAGCACGAUGCAAUGCCAGAAAAGCCUUCUCGUUCUCGCAGCAAUGAUGAUCUGGAUUUCAUGCUGGAGGAUGGUGCUAGUGCUGGAGACGAUUUGAAGGGAUCCAGUCAUGGUGAUGAUGAGGGUGCGGGAAGUGUCAAAAGGCCACAACUGUUAAUGACACCAAACAACGGACGACCACAGAGCUUUAAGUGGCUCGUGCGACGUGUUUGGGACGACGACGAGUUUGACGAAAAGGAGGACGAGUACUCUGUAGCAGACAAAGAACUCACAUCAAAGGUUCGAGAGCUGUUUGGUGUUCCAGACGAUGUAGAUCUUGAGAAUAUGAAAUCUGAGUCCCGGUUCAAGGACAUCUCCUCUGAAUGCGACUCGGCUCCUUUCCUACUGAGGAGAAUUUAUGAUUUCGACGGAGAAAUCGAGGAAGUAGAAGCUGGGGUUGCAUUUAGCACGGCGGAUCUGAAGAAAACAAUCGAGUGCGUGAGUGCUGAAGCGAAGGAAACAGUCAUGUGGUGGGACUUGGUUCCUGAUUCCGAACCGAAAUACAAACCACUAGGCACAAAGCUUUUUAGGAAAGCAAAAGAGCCUUGGUAUAGUUACAAUGCUAAGGAUGAGUCGAAACCGAAAAAGGUUUCCAGAAUAUUGCCAUGGCACAAGAAGGCAACGCCAAAGAAAGUGGAAGAACAAGGGGAUGUUAAGAUGUGGUGGGAGGAAUAA
This is a messenger RNA of Cylindrotheca closterium, 3561 nucleotides long. Lineage: Eukaryota; Bacillariophyta; Bacillariophyceae; Bacillariales; Bacillariaceae. The record is from the annotation of a GenBank genome assembly.